Molecule: messenger RNA, 501 nt
Organism: Capronia epimyces CBS 606.96
Lineage: Eukaryota; Fungi; Ascomycota; Eurotiomycetes; Chaetothyriales; Herpotrichiellaceae
Exons: 5
Coding region: 1-501 (166 amino acids)
Biological process (GO): vesicle-mediated transport; protein transport
Cellular component (GO): intracellular membrane-bounded organelle; AP-1 adaptor complex
Molecular function (GO): clathrin-cargo adaptor activity
Source: RefSeq, a predicted model, not a curated record
AUGGCCAUCAACUAUCUCAUCUUGCUGUCACGGCAGGGCAAAGUGAGGCUUGCGAAGUGGUUCACCACGCUCUCGCCCAGAGAGAAGGCCAAAAUCAUUAAGGAUGUCUCUCAACUUGUUCUCUCUCGACGGACUCGAAUGUGCAAUUUUCUUGAAUACAAGGACAGCAAAGUUGUGUAUCGUCGCUAUGCGUCCCUCUUUUUCAUCGCCGGCUGUGCCUCCACAGACAAUGAAUUGAUCACCCUUGAGAUCGUUCACCGAUACGUUGAACAAAUGGACAAGUACUAUGGAAAUGUGUGCGAGUUGGACAUCAUUUUCAACUUCCAAAAGGCAUACUUUAUUUUGGAUGAAUUGCUUUUGGCCGGCGAGAUGCAAGAAAGCAGUAAGAAAAACGUGCUGAGAUGCAUAAGCCAGCAGGACAGCCUCGAAGAUAUGGAGUCAAAACUAAUCGCGGGCAUUACUUGCAUUCAGGUUGAAGAAGACGUCACCAAAAUCAUGUAG